AUGGCCGACAAGCGAACAAUCACCCAGCCCGACCAGCUGACUCUCUACCCUACACCGUCUGUGGGCUUGCCCGUCUCGCGCAUCGAUAACAUUAUAGCCGAAAUUCGCAAUCGCAUCUCUAGCCGAGUCAAGGUCCAAAAGGACUGGUGGUGCAUCGACCUCAGCCGCGGCGAGUUCGAGGCUUUUGAAGCGCGCUUCAAAGCCGAAGCGGAUUACCGCUGGCCAAAGUACGACUACUUCCCUCAGCCUGGCAAGUUCGUCCUACGCAUGGCGGGCCCUGUCCACAACCUCGUUGUCGCAGGAUUCCAAAACCUAGUUAAAAGACAACUAUUCAUAAUGGAACGGAGUAACGACCGAGUCACUGCCGAUUUCGCUCGGGGCACACGCGCAAGAAGAAGCCCCAAGAUUGAGGAUGAGUACAUCCUAGGCUCACGUGGGCGGGUCCAAGUCGUUAUCGGGAUUGACCUUGAAUACCGGAAGGAGAAGGGAAAAGAAGCCAGGGUCACUGUGUGGCGACCAAGAUUUACUUUUGAGGAAGAUGGGGGGGAAGUCGCACUUGAAGCAGCUAAGACGGAAACAGGUAUCUUUCGGGCAGCGGAUGGUAGUGUGGUCGAUGGGGAACGGAUCCUUCGUAUCGGGCUCAAAGAUUUUGGCUACUGGCCCAAUUGCCUCAGAAUCGACGACAUCCCCGGGGAGAUUACUAUUUCGUUUUCUCAACUUCACAAAAUGGUGCAGCAGGCUGAGCAGCGCAUGGAUCGUACGCGCGGGCAGAUGCAGCGUGAGAAGUGUUUGAAGCGGCGAAUGGCUCAGUCACCACCGCAGUAA
Messenger RNA from Lasiosphaeria miniovina, 825 nucleotides. RefSeq lists its product as uncharacterized. The transcript is spliced from 3 exons. The coding region runs from base 1 to 825 and encodes 274 amino acids. The record is from RefSeq and is a predicted model, not a curated record. NCBI's taxonomy places the organism in Eukaryota, Fungi, Ascomycota, Sordariomycetes, Sordariales, Lasiosphaeriaceae.